AUGAGCUCUCUAAAGGAAAUCCAGCAAAAUACUGCGCGCCGGAAGCAGGUAUACAAGCCGAUUCUCGACAACCCAUUCACAGAUGAGGCACACAUGUGGCCCUACGUACGCGACCAGCCGCUCGUCGCAGAACUGGUUCGUAGUCACGUGAUAGAGCCUUUGGCGCACGCACACGCAAUGAAGCUUCAGGGCACUCUCAACGCUCAUUUCGGGUUCAACAGCGUGGUGCAGUACUUAGAAGCGCCGCCCACCUCAGACUCCGUGUUCUUAUUUGUCUGCAAUCGCGACUCCGUGCCAAGCGUGUUGCUGUCACAGAUCCCAAUUCUCGCACAAGUCAGCAGUUGCGACAUCACAUUAGUGCCACUGCCACGCGGUACCAGCGAUUCUUUGGGUGCUUGCACCUCGACAGACCAUGACGGCCUCUUACUGGUGGUUCAAGACGGCAAAUUCGACCCUCACAUCGCUACCCAACUGAGCGCACACGUAGAUCACGUGAAAGAAAAGCCCUGGCUGCUAUUCUCCAAGUCGCGUAUAGCAGCGCUGUCUUCUACCGCAGCCAUCAGCUCUAAGUCCAAAUCGAAGUCUAAGUAG
Messenger RNA from Lachancea thermotolerans CBS 6340, 591 nucleotides. RefSeq names its product Pop3p (gene POP3). Gene Ontology annotation, cellular component: cytosol; ribonuclease MRP complex; nucleolar ribonuclease P complex. NCBI's taxonomy places the organism in Eukaryota, Fungi, Ascomycota, Saccharomycetes, Saccharomycetales, Saccharomycetaceae. Bases 1 to 591 code for a protein of 196 amino acids. The transcript has a single exon. Gene Ontology annotation, molecular function: ribonuclease MRP activity. The record is from RefSeq and is a predicted model, not a curated record. Gene Ontology annotation, biological process: tRNA processing; intronic box C/D snoRNA processing; nuclear-transcribed mRNA catabolic process, RNase MRP-dependent.